Laccaria bicolor S238N-H82 is the source of this 2069-nucleotide messenger RNA. RefSeq lists its product as uncharacterized. The transcript is spliced from 10 exons. The record is from RefSeq and is a predicted model, not a curated record. The coding region runs from base 6 to 2069 and encodes 687 amino acids. Lineage: Eukaryota; Fungi; Basidiomycota; Agaricomycetes; Agaricales; Hydnangiaceae.
GCAAGAUGCCCAAACGAAAGAAGUUUUGGUGUAUCCUCCUUGACGACCCGGUUAAGCAGCCAUUCUUCGUAGAAAAUCGUCUCGACGACGUGAUUCUUGCUCUCUUGUCGAAUGUCAAGUCUACCUUGCCCAAUGGUGCCAUCGCUAAAUAUGACCCUUACCAAAUCACCUUGUACAAAAUAACCAAGUCAAUCCCCGUCGAACCGUCAAACAAUUUGUUCGAACGCAUCAAAAAUAUGGGAGAUAUACGGACAUUCUCUACUCAAUUGGACAACAUCGCUGCAAAAUUAAGUGGUAUCUUUACAGGUGGGGUCAACGAACAAAUACUUCAAUUUGCAAUAAAGUUGCCCCAAGCACCAGAAGACUCCGAGCCGCCUUUGAAACGAGCUCGUCUGACGAGUUCAGAAGUUCCUAUUUGGCUUCAGGAGCUCCACAAGAAGAUUUGGAACCGAGGGGACCUCCAUCAGGAACUCUUCCGCAGCGUCACUCUCACCCUUCAAGACUACGAAACCUUACAAGCUAGCAUGACAAAACUUUAUCCGAAUCGCAAAGAAAAGAAUUAUCAGGCUGGUAUUGAUGGCCUAGCUACCAAGCUUGCUCUCCUCCGAUCCAGCAACAACCACCCGGUCACCGAUCAUGGUCCUGACGGCGUUACACAACCCACCCAUCAUGAUGACGAUGAAUUUGAAGAUGACGAUGAGGUUGAUGAAGAGCUUCGCUCCCUCUUUCCAUUUCCACUUGAAUAUCUGGAUCUUUCAAGUUUACAUCUCGAGUCUCCCCCACCGCGCAUGCCCCAGCCGCUUCUCAUCCGGGAAGAUUACACGGUCCUCUCCAGAUUGCUGGAUGACCUACCAGAGGGCGGCAACGGCUCUGCAGUCAUUAGCGGUCAGCCUGGAACAGGCAAGACCGCUUACCUCUAUUAUAUAUUGAUACAAAGUAUGCUCGCGGGCACCCGAUGUCUAUUCCAAACAGUCGAAACCGAAGCGCACGACACCAUUUAUCUAAUCGACUCAUCCGUAGAAGUUGUCAACUUCUGGCCAGAUGAUGAGUAUAUCAUCGCCUUCUUUGACGCUGAUGGGCCGUCAAGUCGACCUGCGCAUUUUCUCCUCAACCAUCAUUUCGUCAAAAUUAUUGCAACAUGUUCACCAAACAAUGCUUAUCAAGAAUGGAUCGAGAAGCCAAUUUCUCCUAACUGGGUGUCGAGGCGUAUAACCACAUUGUGGUCCCCUCAGGAGCUUUUCUUGACGGGAAUGUUCCUUGCCCCGCCAGAUCUCAGCUACUCCCGACUUCAAGAACUGACAAGUUAUUUCGGCUUCAACCCCCGCGACUGCUUUCAUGCACCACCAAGUAUUACUGAAGUCACGGCACGAAUCGCAAAAAAUAUCGAAGAGUGCUCAAGAAAUAUGCACUUGGAAGAGUUUUGGCUUUCUCCGUGGGCUCUGACAACGUUACUAAAAAUCUACAAAAAGGGUCAAGUGGAUGCUCCGUACGAAUUUUACAAAAUUCUUAAGAAGACGCCUGGUACGGGACGCCUUCGCGGUGAGAUGUUCGAGGCGCAGGUGUUGGAAUACUUCGUUGCUCUCAAGGGGCCGGAGACAUUCACUAUCCGGAGUUCGUCUAGUUCUGAAGCCUCCCAGUGGACAUAUCCAGGGCCCACUACGAAUACCUUUUCUUACUCGUCAACAUUCACCCAGUCGCUUCGGGAUGCAGUCACUAAGAAAGAAUCCCUACCCCUGGUCCCUCAACGAAACUUUCCCGUAGUUGAUUCUAUCCUCUAUACCCCUGGGGAUGUUUUGACCGGAAUCCAAGUUACCGUCAACACAGACCAUACGGCGAUGGUGGUUGGCCUCCAGCGAAUUCAAGAAACACUGAAAAAAAUAUGUAUAAUGGCCAACCUUCGACCCUCAAUCCAGGUCAACCACUGGCGACUUAUAUUUGUGGUGCCAGAGGACACAGCUCCCCUUUUUGAGAUUCAGAAGUUUGAAGGCGAUGGUUUGGACGGGUGGCUUAAGAAGGUCGAUCAUUCUACUCUUUGUGACUGGGGCGUGUUUUGUUGCUACGUUGUAUGA